AUGCAACGCAUUUACGAGUCUGCGUCGUACGUGCAUGUCUGGCUGGGAGAGGCUAUGGAUGACAGUGACCUGGCUAUGGAUUUGAUCGAAGCGGUUGGCCUUACAUCGGAUUUCGAUGAUGUCCGCAAGCUACCUUGGUUCACGAGAGCCUGGGCCGCUUUACCAUCAGUGUUACAAUAUCCAUGGUGGACGAGGGUAUGGAUAAUACAAGAGCUUGCAAUGGCGAAGGAUGUGAGCCUGAUCUGUGGAUCCCGGGUUCUCAGCUGGGAGCAUUUCGUGCACUUUCAUAACCAGACUGUUGGGCUGUCUCCUGCGAAGAACAACAUAUACCAGCUUAUGGUCCUCCGGUUGAGCAUUCAAGCCGGCAACAGGAAAAGUCUUGCUUUCUUAUUAGGCCCAGGGAUUGGAGAUGGCGAUUUCCAGGCAACUGAUCCACGGGACAUGGUCUACAGUCUUCUAGGUAUGUCACGCGAGGGGGACCAGAAACUCCUCCCAGACUACGCUAGACCAGUGCAUGAAGUAUAUGCCCAGGCCGUUAGACAUAUUAUCAGCACGCACAACACCCUGAACAUCAUAUUGCUCGAAAGGCCUAAGGGAGGUUGUCGACUUCCGUCCUGGUGUCCUGACUUCUCAGCAUCCACCACUUCUUCCACGGCAAGGGGCCUUGAUGACUUGGAUAUAGAGUUAGACGAAAAUCAAGCAUCCGCUGGCUCUAUUGCUAAAUACCACUUCUCUGAUGAUGGAGAUACCCUCAGCGUUCAAGGACGUCUCAUCGAUAGCCUCGUAUUGGUACGACCGUUUCCAUAUGAGUGGGACGUUGGCCAGGCCAACGAUGUGAAUUGGCCGAGGCUUGUCUCAAGCCUUAGGAAUCUUGAGUUUUCGGUUCUGCAAGCGUUGAAGAAGGCCCAGCCGUCCCUUCGAGACCAUGCCUGUACGGAGCAAAUCUCUACCUUGUGGCGCGUUCUGCUAAUAGGUGACCGUAUCUUGGAGCCAGAAGGAGUGCCCGAGUGGGGUGCCACAGGGGAUCCUAAGACCUUUAUUAUCCCACAACUAGACGAGAACAGACUCGGCAGACUUUGGGAAACCCUGCAGGGUCGCGCUGCUGUGCCUGAAGAAUUUCAACCAGAAGAGUCUGAGCCGAAGCGAACGAUUAGCUAUAUGCUACCAGUGAUCCAAGCCCUAAAACAGGGUUCGUCCUUUCCUAGUGGUACGCGCUACUUUUUCGUCACAUCUCAAGGCUUCAUGGGAAUGGGCCGGCAGAGCAUUGUUCUAGGCGACAAUUUAUGUUUGCUUGCCGGGUGCGACCAGCCCGUUAUCCUACGGCGCACUACGGAACAUUACGAGUUCGUCGGCGGGACUUACGUACGUUCUAUCAUGGCGGGCGAGUUGAUUCUGAAUCCCGUUUUGGAUCGUGGUCGAGCAGUGCAGUACGCUGCUGCUUCCUUACCAGACGAGGAACUCUCUCAGACUAGCCAUUCAGGGCUCAAUUACGAAAGUGAUGACCGGUUUCAGAAAAACUUGUGGCGCCUGGAUUCGACGUCACUUUUGCAAGCAGGCCUUGAUCGGCCCUGGUAUGUCGAUCCUGGUAGCGAGAAAUAUCUCAAGGCGUUUCCCGAACAAUUUGCUAUCCGGUAG
This is a messenger RNA of Coniosporium apollinis CBS 100218, 1635 nucleotides long. RefSeq lists its product as uncharacterized. Bases 1 to 1635 code for a protein of 544 amino acids. The record is from RefSeq and is a predicted model, not a curated record. NCBI's taxonomy places the organism in Eukaryota, Fungi, Ascomycota, Dothideomycetes. The transcript has 2 exons.